Messenger RNA from Linepithema humile (Argentine ant), 1043 nucleotides. RefSeq names its product translin (gene trsn). Gene Ontology annotation, cellular component: cytoplasm; nucleus. Gene Ontology annotation, biological process: RNA metabolic process. Lineage: Eukaryota; Metazoa; Arthropoda; Insecta; Hymenoptera; Formicidae. The record is from RefSeq and is a predicted model, not a curated record. Gene Ontology annotation, molecular function: single-stranded DNA binding; RNA binding; sequence-specific DNA binding.
AAACUCAGCCGAUCAUAGAAUUCGCAUUGAUUUCGUCAACAAGAUUGAUCAGUGUGUUAUUUACACAUAGUCCAAUAUCGUGCGUAAUUGAUCUUCGAUAAAUCUUAACGAUGGGAACGGAGGACACGUUAUCUAUAGCGGAAAUUUUUAAUGCAUUCCAAGACUAUCUGAAUAAUGAACAAGAAAUUCGCGAGCAAAUUCGCAUUAUUGUCAAGGAUAUUGAAAAGAAUGCCAGGGAUAUUAUGAUGAUUUUGCAAAAUAUUCAUAAUACAACAAAUGAAAGAGUGGAUGAAAGUAUAACUGUAGGAAAUUACUGUAUGAAGGCAAGAGAAAUGUUUGACAAGGUUAGAGAGCAGUACGCUAAGCUGGCUCAAGUGGUGCCACACAACCAGUAUUACCGUUACAACGACCAAUGGCGUUUUGUCACCCAGAGACUGUGCUUUCUAAUUGCUUUAGUAAUAUAUUUAGAAGUUAAAGUUUUGGUCACCAAAGAAACUGUUGCAUCCUUAUUAGGAGUAAAAAACAACAGAGAGGAGGGUUUCCAUCUGGAUCUAGAAGAUUUUCUAUUGGGUCUACUUCAAUUGUCUGCGGAAUUGAGCCGUUAUGCUGUAAAUAGCGUAACGAAUGGGUUUUACGAUCGGCCUAUAGAAAUUGCGAGAUUUGUUAAUGAAUUAAAUGCCGGAUUUCGGCUAUUAAAUUUAAAGAAUGACAUGUUGAGAAAACGUUUUGACGCUCUCAAGUAUGAUGUAAAAAAGAUCGAGGAAGUAGUGUACGAUUUGUGUAUCCGCGGUUUGAAACCGUCUCCUCGGCCUAUUGAGGAAACACUCGCUGAAUAAUAUUCUUUCUGGAUACUUCACACUACAUACACAAAGAAAAUGUGUGAAGAUAUGGUGUUCAUUAAACGAUACAUAAUAUAGUAAAUAUGUGGUCUCUACGUUUUGAGUGAAUUGACCAAUAUAGUGGGAUUCUUAAACAUUUUAAUGAUACAAAUUUAAUGGCAAAAACUUUUGUUUUCUUAUACAUUCUACAUUUAAAAAAUAUUG